Echinococcus granulosus is the source of this 4101-nucleotide messenger RNA. RefSeq names its product Structural maintenance of chromosomes protein 4. Gene Ontology annotation, cellular component: chromosome. Lineage: Eukaryota; Metazoa; Platyhelminthes; Cestoda; Cyclophyllidea; Taeniidae. Bases 1 to 4101 code for a protein of 1366 amino acids. Gene Ontology annotation, biological process: mitotic chromosome condensation. The transcript has 12 exons. The record is from RefSeq and is a predicted model, not a curated record. Gene Ontology annotation, molecular function: protein binding; ATP binding; ATP hydrolysis activity.
AUGGAUCUGCCUGCAGAAGGCUCUCGUCCAGUGACCAUAAGUGAUGAAGAUUUGCUCAAUAACUGCCCGCCCGUCGAAAUUCCACCUCUCGAGUUUCCUUUUCAUCUCUCGGAUGGAAAUAAUUCCCGUCUUGUUCUGUCCCAAGUUGUCUGCGAGAACUUUAAGUCCUAUGGCGGUCGUCGAGUACUUGGCCCUUUCCACAAGAACUUUACCUGUGUCAUUGGACCCAAUGGGAGCGGAAAGAGCAAUGUGAUCGAUGCCCUUCUUUUUGUUUUCGGUUUUCGUGCCUCCAAAGUGCGUUCGAAAAAACUCAGCAGUCUUAUUCACAACAGUGAUGAUCUUCCCAAUGUCAAUUUCUGUCAAGUUGCCGUCUACUUUCAGCGCAUUGUUGAUACCGGUAACCGUGCUGACGACUUUGAAGUUGUUCCUGGAAGUGAGUUCGUGAUCUCCCGAAAAGCCUUUAAGGAUAACUCAAAUUCUUACUAUAUCAACGACUGCAAAGCCAGUUUUAAAGAAGUCACUGGUCUUCUUCGUCAACAUGGCAUCGAUCUAGAUCAUAAUCGGUUCCUGAUUUUACAAGGGGAAGUGGAACAAAUUUCUUUAAUGAAACCCAAAGCUACAACCGAAUAUGAGACAGGUUUCCUGGAGUACUUGGAGGACAUUAUUGGCUCGAAUAGGUUCAAACUUCCGUUGGCCAUUUUGGCCGACCGUAUUGAGCGGUUGAAGGACAUUCGAUUGGAGAAAUUAGCCCGUGUGAAAGCAGUGGAGAAGGAGAGAAAUGAGCUUGAAACGGUAAAAGAUGAGGCGGUGGCCUAUUUGCGACUAAUCAACAAAAUGACGCGUAUUAAGAAUGUCAUUUACCAGAAAAAACAACAUCAAGAGCUCGCAAAUGAGUCCCGCUUCCGCGAGGAACUUGUCACUGUAAAACAGCAGGUUGAGAAAUUCACCAAGGAAGUAACAGACUUGGUAGAGGAGUUGCAUAAGCUCACAUCCAAACGUGAUGAGGACGAAAAACGAGCCUCCAUUCUUCAGGAGCAGCAUAGAGCUGCCAAGGCUCAAUUCGCUGGAUACGAAGCUGAGGACAGCCGAAUGCGUGACGAGCACGCUCACCUCAAAGCCCAGGGUAAACGAACAGUAAAAGCGUUAGCAGCGGAGAAGAAGAAGCUAGAUGAGAUCCGUCGCUUACCUGAAGAGGCAGAGGAGCGAAGAGAGACGUUGAAAGCGCAGCUGGCAGAGUUGGAGGCCAAUCGAGCGAAACAGGAGGCGAUAUAUAAGGAGACAAUGGACAUUUUAACACGGGAAACAGCCCCGCUGCGGAAGAAGAUGGAAGCAGCUGAAGCAGCUUUGGCACCGGUGCAGAAGGCGGCAGAUGAGGCCGCUUCCAAGCUAGCAAUCGCUCGACAAGAGCUGGAUCUCGCGAUGUCGGCGGUGAGGCGGGAGGAGGAGAGGGCGAAAGGGGCGCGGGAUGGUGCUCAAUCCGCCCGGGAUCGAUUGGCGGAGCGGGAGCGACAGUUGGCGGAGGCGAAGCGCAAUGUAACACCGCAACAGUUGAAGGAACUGCAAAAAUUGAGGAGUGAGGUGGAGCGGAUUAAGGCUGAGGAGAAGCAACUAGUCGAGCGGGUUAACCAGCUUAGAUCCUCUUUAAUGGAGGCUAAGUCCUCCUUCCAGAGUGACAAUUCUCGAAAUCGUGUCCUCACAGCUCUUUCCACGGCAGCCCAGGAAGGGAAGUUGAAAGGUAUCAUUGGACGUUUAGGAGAUUUGGGUGUGAUUCCGCAGAAAUAUGACAUCGCCAUAUCCACAUCCUGUGGUGCCUUAGACCACAUUGUUGUGGAGACUAUGGAACUUGCUCAAAGGGCUGUUGAGUAUUUAAAGAAGCACAGCCUUGGACAGGCGUCUUUUAUCGCUCUUGACAAGAUGCAGAGCUGGACGAAAGAAGCGGCUAAGCCAUUUGUUGGGCCAGUGCCGUCGGCCCAACGGCUCUUUGAUUUAGUGGACACCUCUGUGAAUCCGCGGGUGAAACCAUGCUUCUACUUCGCCCUCCGUAACACCCUGAUCGCGGAUAAUUUGGAUGUGGCGGUCGACUGGGCCUUCAAGCACAAAAACCGCUUCAGGGUCGUCACUCUCCAGGGUCAAUUGAUAGAGACAUCGGGAGCUAUGUCCGGUGGCGGCAGUGGACGCCCGGUCUCUGGCCGAAUGAACACAGACGCUCAGAAGGCGCGUCGUCGUAGCAGCGGCGUUCCGCUUUUUACCGAGACAUUCAUUGCAGAGAAGGAGACUGAGCUCGCAGAUUGCGAGGUCCGUCUUACGAAGGUUCGACAGCGUCGUGAACAGCUUGAAGAUACUGAGGCUCAACUCUCGCAACGCAUUCAGGAGGCUCAACGGGUCGUCACGAAGUGUCAGAACGAGAUGGAGCGGCUACGAGAGGAGGCAGAGGUGCUGGAACAGGAAGCAGCACAGGCGGAAGUUCGCGCGGCACAAACGGGACCUUCGGCGAAGGAGCGAGAGAGGAUGGAGGGAUCAGUGGCUAAUUUAGAGCGUCUGCAUGCGAGUAAGGCGGAAAAAGCAGAAGUUUUGCGUAAACGUGUGGAUGAGGUGAAGACGGAUCUGGUGGAUGCUGGCUCCGCGAGACUCGCCGCUGUUCGAUCAAGGGUUGGACUUGUGGAGUCGAAGAUUAAGGAGACCAAUGAUCUCUUCACGAAGCUGGAGGUGGACAUCAAGUCAGCGCAUCGCAAUCAGGCAAAAUGCGAGGCGAAGGUGAAGGCUUACGAGGAAGAGGUGGAGAACCUCAAGGCGAAACUCACCGCCAUCGAUGCUCGCAUGGUGGAGAUUGAAAAAACCGCCAAGGUCUGCAUGGAGGAGUUUCAGGAGCUCCAAAAGACGAUCAAAGAUCUGACUCAGGGAUUGUCGGCAGUAGGCGAGGCGAUCGAGAAGGUGGAGACCGCAUUGGCUGCCAGUCGAAAGGCGGAGGUCGGAGUGCAGCGCAAGGCUGAGGAGCUCCGCACACAGGCCAAGGAAGCCGGUGGCCGGGCGAGAGGGUGGCAGAUGAAACUGCGCUCCCUCCGACUCCACACCAUCGAAGAUGAUGAUGACGACGAGGGGGAAGCAGGAACGACGGAAGACGGUGUAGAAAGUGGAAGGCGUACUAGCCAAUCAAUGGAUGAUGUGACACCCUGCUCCAUAUCUUCAAGUCAUGCUUGUACUUCCUCCUCUUCGAAGGAGAAAAGUUUGAAGCUACCUGUGUAUACGGAGGAACAACUGGCUGAAAUGAAGGUGAACGAAGCAGAAGUGCGCCGUUUAGAGGAGCAGACGGCAGCCAUGGCACCAAACAUGUCCGCCAUCGAACAGUAUCGUAAGAAGGUCGAUCUCUACCUCAAACGUGUGGCCGAGUUGGAUCAGGUCACGGAACUGCGAUCUGAGCAGUUGCGUCAGGAGGCUGACGCCAAAACUAAACGUCUCAGUGAAUUUAUGAGUGGUUUCAACAUCAUUACGACGCGACUGAAGGAGAUGUACCAGAUGCUUACGCAGGGCGGAGAUGCUGAAUUGGAGUUGAUCGACUCACUGGACCCCUUCUCCGAGGGCAUCGUUUUCAGCGUCCGUCCACCGAAGAAGACGUGGAAGAGUAUUGCAAAUCUAUCAGGAGGAGAGAAGACACUUUCUUCCCUAGCCCUGGUUUUCGCUCUGCAUCACUAUAAGCCCACACCACUCUAUGUGAUGGAUGAGAUAGACGCGGCGCUGGAUUUUAAGAACGUCUCGAUUGUGGGUAACUAUGUAGUGGAAAGGACGAAGAACGCGCAAUUUGUGAUUAUCUCGUUGAGAAAUAACAUGUUUGAGUUGGCAGACAGGUUGGUGGGGAUUUACAAGACCCACAAUAUUACCAAGUCGAUUGCGUUGGAUUGCGCGAGUCUGUCAAGACGGUUGGAAGCCGCGGUGGCUGCUAGGCUGGGAACGAAAAUACAGAACAAUUCUGACAAACAGUGUGUGCCGCCCAAACAGGAGGAGACUGGACGGCUGGUGACAGCAAUGGAGACAGCGGUAAUGGAACCGGCGAGAAGCACUUGUAGUACCGAUUCUGCACAAACAUUUAUUCCCCAGAUGAACUGA